AUAGUUUCCGGCUCCGUCUUCCAGACUACAAGCUCCACAGAGCCGCGGGAGGACGGUUGCCCGGUAUUAGCGAGCGGCAAGUAUGGCGGUGGCGCGCGUGGACGCGGCUUUGCCUCCCGGAGAAGGAUCAGUGGUCAAUUGGUCAGGGCAAGGACUGCAGAAAUUAGGUCCAAAUUUACCUUGUGAAGCUGAUAUUCACACUUUGAUUCUGGAUAAAAAUCAGAUUAUUAAAUUGGAAAAUCUGGAGAAAUGCAAACAAUUAAUACAGUUAUCAGUGGCUAAUAAUCGGCUGGUGAGGAUGAUGGGUGUGGCAAAACUGACCCAACUCCGUGUACUAAAUUUGCCUCAUAACAGCAUUGGCUAUGUGGAAGGACUAAAGGAACUAGUACAUUUGGAAUGGCUGAAUUUGGCAGGAAAUAAUCUUAAGGCCAUGGAACAAAUCAAUAGCUGCACAGCUCUACAGCACCUUGAUUUAUCAGACAAUAACAUACCCCAGAUAGGUGAUCUGUCAAAAUUGGUAUCCCUGAAGACCCUGCUUUUACAUGGAAACAUCAUCACCUCUCUUAGAAUGGCACCUGCUUAUCUACCCAGAAGUCUUGCUAUACUUUCUUUGGCAGAAAAUGAAAUCCGAGACUUAAAUGAGAUCUCUUUUUUGGCAUCCUUAACUGAAUUGGAACAGUUGUCGAUCAUGAACAAUCCUUGUGUGAUGGCAACACCUUCCAUUCCUGGGUUUGACUAUCGGCCGUACAUUGUCAGCUGGUGCUUAAAUCUCAGAGUCCUAGAUGGAUACGUGAUUUCUCAAAAGGAAAGUUUGAAAGCUGAAUGGCUGUAUAGUCAAGGCAAGGGGAGAGCAUAUCGACCUGGCCAGCACAUCCAGCUUGUCCAGUAUCUGGCUACAGUCUGUCCUCUCACUUCUACACUGGGUCUUCAAACUGCAGAGGAUGCUAAACUAGAGAAAAUUCUGAGCAAACAGAGGUUUCAUCAGAGACAGUUAAUGAACCAAAGCCAAAAAGAAGAGUUGUCUCCUCUGGCUCCUACUGAAACAAGGGCACCCCUUAUACCUGAACAUUCAAGCCCUAUUCAAGAUUGCCAGAUAGUUCAAGAAAGCGAACCCGUCAUCCAAGUCAAUUCUUGGGUUGGGAUAAGCAGUAAUGAUGAUCAAUUAUAUGCUGUUAAGAAUAAUUUUCCAGCCUCUGUUCACACUGCAAGAUAUUCUCGAAAUGACCUGCACCUGGAAGACAUACAGACAGAUGAGGACAAGUUGAAUUGUAGUCUUCUUUCUUCAGAGUCUACUUUUAUGCCAGUUGCAUCAGGACUAUCUCCAGUAUCACCUACAGUUGAGCUGAGGCUGCAGGGCAUUAACUUGGGCCUAGAAGAUGAUGGUAUUGCAGAUGAAUCUGUGAAAGGGCUGGAAAACCAGGUCUUGGAUAAGGAAGAGGAAAAGGCUUUAUGGGCUGCAAAUGAGAAUUCUGUUCAAAUGAUGAAAAAUGAGAUCAUUACGGAGGUAAAUGAGAAAGCUGGGCUAUUACCUUGUCCUGAGCCAACAAUAAUCAGCACUAUCUUGAAGGAUGAUAACCACAGUCUUACAUCUUUUCCUGAGACAACUGGACAUGAUGUCUCCCAUACACAGCCAGAUGAUCAAGAAACCAUGUCUCAAACAGCUUCAGAGAAACUUCCCUGCAGGAUUUUAACCCCCAGAUCUGUUGCUUUGGGACAUGAUAAAGUUGCCCUUCAGAAAUUGAACGAAGCAGCCACCAAGCUUCAGGCCUGUUGGCGGGGCUUUUAUGCCAGGAACUACAACCCUCAAGCCAAAGAUGUGCGUUACGAAAUCCGGCUACGCAGAAUGCAGGAGCACAUUGUCUGCUUAACUGAUGAAAUAAGGAGAUUAAGAAAAGAAAGAGAUGAUGAACGUGUUAAAAAGUUUGUGCAAGAGGAGGCUGUCAGAUUCCUUUGGAACCAGGUAAGGUCUCUGCAAGCUUGGCAAGAGACAGUGGACCAGCGCCUAAGUUCCUGGCAUACUGAUGUUCCUCCUUUAUCAAGUACUCUGGCACCAUCUAAACCUCCAUUAUUUACUCAAAGUCAGGAGCCCCCUUCUGAUAAAAAUUCUGAUUGGUUUAUUGCUCCUGAUGAAGCUCCUCAAGAGAAAUCAUUUCCAGAAUUUCCAGAUUCUGGUUUUCAUUCCUCCUUAACAGAACAAGUUGACUGUUUGCAGGAUUCUUUGGAUUUUGAAAAAAGUUCCACAGAAGGCAGUGAAAGCUCCAUAAUGGGGAAUUCCAUCGACACAGUCAAAUACGGCAAAGAGUCAGAUUUAGGGGAUAUUAGUGAAGAACAUGGUGAAUGGAGUAAGGAAAGCUCAAAUAAUGAGCAGGAUAAUAGUCUGCUUGAACAGUAUUUAACUUCAGUUCAACAGCUAGAAGAGGCUGAUGAGAGGACAAACUUUGAUGAAGGAUCAGGAGGUGGUAAGCGUCACAUAGCUUGUUCCCUGGAAAAGUUAGAUACUUUGUCUGUCAGUGCUUCUGCAGAUGAGACUCAUGGCAUAUCUCCUACCUUGCAAGAUGAAAUCAGCCAGACACCAGAGAAUUGUAAAUUAAGUACAGAAGUUCAAGGACAGCAGCCAGAAUGUGAUUCCACAUUUCAGGUAUUGCAUGUUGGUGUUACUGUGUAG
Molecule: messenger RNA, 2665 nt
Organism: Propithecus coquereli (Coquerel's sifaka)
Lineage: Eukaryota; Metazoa; Chordata; Mammalia; Primates; Indriidae
Gene: CEP97
Product: centrosomal protein 97kDa
Exons: 11
Coding region: 83-2665 (860 amino acids)
Molecular function (GO): protein binding
Source: RefSeq, a predicted model, not a curated record